Molecule: messenger RNA, 2623 nt
Organism: Nasonia vitripennis (jewel wasp)
Lineage: Eukaryota; Metazoa; Arthropoda; Insecta; Hymenoptera; Pteromalidae
Exons: 2
Coding region: 704-2464 (586 amino acids)
Source: RefSeq, a predicted model, not a curated record
AUCUUGAAACAAAGUAUACAGAAACGUUUGUAACGCGUUUAUCGUGAAAAGCAUCAUCCUAUUAAACGUAAUUUAAGCAUUUUUCGCUUCAACGUUAUCUAGCUCGAUUAUUCAAGCGUCGCACGUGACAGGCCGGCUUUUAGAGAUGCAGUGAUGAUCGAUAACGAGUUGUGAUCAAUUAGCUACUUUGCGCGCAUUUGUUUACAUUGAUCCGAAAAAUUGAGUAUAGUGAAAAUGUAGCGCGAGUUGAGUCGACGCUAACGCGUUUUCAAAUGACCGCAGCUGCAGAAAACUAGAGCUGAUUGCAGGAUAGUUUUUAAUCAUAAAACUUGAACUUCAAUGGAAAAUCGAAAUAAACCGCUCGUGGACAUUUUUCGACAUACUUUUAUAGUUUAUGCGCCAUCAGCGAUGGGCGGAAAGUGCGGAUGACUCGGUAAUUUUUGUGAAUUUUCGAGAGUUUACGGGAUGAAGUGUUUCGCGAGAAUAGCGACCAGUGCGUUUAUCAAGUACUCGAUAUUGCUAUACCACUUGUCGAUAAGCGAGGACUACAAUAAUGCCAGAUUCGCAAGCAAACGCGCUGAGAACCUGAUAUCGGUAAAAUAUUCUUUCGAUUAUACAAAUUGUGCAAGUACCAAAUUCUCGAUUCCUUUUGCAGACGGACGAAUUUACCGAAUGUUUCUUCCAAUUCGACAGCUCGGUCGUAAUGAUAGGAAAUUUCAACGACACGCUGUUCGACGACUUUCCGUUAAAAUCACAACACACGACUGUACGACUAAUCGGAUUAGAACAAAUCAAGAGUCUGAAGAUCCUACCGGAAGAAAAAGCGUACAAGAUGAAAGAAUCCGAUUUUGAGCACCUACUGCUACCCGCGAACAAUGUUUUCAUGAGCAAUAUCAGUGUGGCAUCUGUCAAAAGCGUUAUGUCCAGCAUAAAAUAUUCGGUCUUGUGGAAUCUGUACGGACGCUACGUAAUCGACCAAACUUGGCGUCGUGAUUCCUGCACGAACGCCUACGCGUAUUUCAAGGUUCUUUGGGAAUUCGAGAUCCAGAACGCUGUAUUUAUGUGCCGCGAUGUCGACGGGGAAAUCUACUUCUUCAUCUUCAAUCCUUUCUCGGAAAGAAUACCGGAAGGUUGGAUCAGUCACCAGAGAGUUCUGCAGAAGAAAGGACAUCCCCUGACGAUCUUCAAACGAGCCUACGAUCGAUUUCUAGGUCCGGUAUCUUUCUGCGAGCCGCCAGUCUUCUUCGACAAGACAACCGCACUCGGAGGCUACCCCAUAAAAAUCAUGGAGCUGAUCGCCCCCGUGAAAGACCUGCCAUACGAGCUACACGAAUACGGUAUCCAGGUAUCGGGCACGAUCGUCGACACCAUCUGGUACAGCCUGAACGCGACGAUGCGCAAGUCCUACUUUCCCUCGUCGCAACGAGGCACCAUCGAUAAAGCCGGUCACCCUGCAGGUCUGCUCAAGCGUCUGCUCCAGGGCGAUUUCGACAUGCAGCUCAACCUGGACUACGAGAGAGACUUCUGGAGGAACCAGGUAUACACCUACCUGGAGAGCGGUAUUUGCUACCUUGCUUGGAAGGACGUCCUUGGCGAGGAGAAGGGCUUCUCCUCGCUCUUCUCCGUUGAGAUCUGGUUGUUACUGGCGUCGACGAUUGCAAUACUGAUCGCAGUCUUUCAGCACCAGCUCAAGGUUAGCUACGCUCAGGUCGCGCUGAACUUGCUGAGGGGCAUCUUGGGGGUGUCCAUGUUCUACGAGCCGAAGAGACCGCUGGACCGGGUGAGCUUCUACGUCCUCGUCUACUCCUUCAUCGUGCUGAACCUAUACUUCCAGAGCAAGCUCCUAUCGCUGCUCACGGCUCCUAUGCUCAAGGAGACCAUACAGUGUCCCUACGACCUGAUCAGGUAUAGGUAUAGAGUCUUCGCGGAGCAUCGCUUCGAGCAGUACCUCUACGACACGGACUUCCAGUACUACACCAGCAGGAUCGAGAGCGUCAAGUUCUGCCUGGACAGGAUGAAAAGCGACAGGAAGGCGGCUUGUGUGUCCGACUGCUGGGCUGGCGCGAUCAUGGUCAUGGGCAAAGAGUACAUGCAGCUCGUCGAAGACGAAGACCUGCCCAAAUACUUUGUGCACGUUUUCAAAGACAACUUUUGCUUGAUAAGAGUGUAUCGGAAGAUGUACAGCAGGCUGUUUCAGAGUGGAAUACUAAGGUAUUUGCAGAAGGUAAAGAUCAGGGUGGCCAGGUCGGGGUAUGAACUGAAACCUGAUGAAGGGAUCACUGGAAUAACACUAGGUCAGGUCAAGUUCGCGUUUUACUUUCUCGUCUAUGGCUUGCUCGGAGCGGGACUGACUUUUUUAACGGAGAUCGCAAUCCGCGAGUUUGGUCAGAAGAAAGUGAUCAAGGUGACGAAAGCGAUUAUUAGGAGAUUCCUCGAUAAGCUCAAGAGGUACUAUUGCAGCUGAAAUAUCCGAAGGUUGAAUAUGAUUACGACUACGAUUUUUCGACUUGCGUCUCGUAACUUUUUUUUGUCGUAUACCAGUCUGCUCAAUCAACAAAUCAGUAUUAUAUAGGUAUCGAUCACCAGCUUGGAUAUAAUAAUUAACAGUGUUAUAUACUCACUA